Molecule: messenger RNA, 2019 nt
Organism: Pogona vitticeps (central bearded dragon)
Lineage: Eukaryota; Metazoa; Chordata; Lepidosauria; Squamata; Agamidae
Gene: ASB3
Product: ankyrin repeat and SOCS box containing 3
Biological process (GO): intracellular signal transduction
Cellular component (GO): cytoplasm
Molecular function (GO): protein binding
Source: RefSeq, a predicted model, not a curated record
CUACGCGUCGCUCUAGCCCUGGUUAGACCCCGCUCGCUGCCCCUCCUUCGGUUCGAAGUAGAAGCGGUUCUCAUUUCGUCUUUCCCUCAGAUCCAUGUCCAGGGGGCCCACCGGCGCGUUGCCUGGCGAGCAUGGAUUUUACAGAAGCCUAUUCCGACAGAUGUUCUUCGGUUGGGCGCGCUGCUAGAGAAGGCAACGUCAAAGAUUUGAAGAAGCUCAUCAGAGAAGGCUACAGCGUCGAUGUCCCUGAUAACCGGGGUUGGAUGGCAAUCCAUGAAGCAGCAUUUCACAAUACAAGUGAAUGUCUGAAGGUCUUAAUUUGUGCAGCACCCUCUGAGAGCUACAUAAGAACAAAGACAUUUGAGGGCAGUUGUCCUUUACAUCUGUCUGCCAGCCGUGGAAGCGUGGAAUGUGUUGCAGUCCUCCUGAAAUCUGGUGCUGAUCCUAAUGAGCUCACUAACGAUGAGACAACACCAUUAUUUUUGGCUGUGGAGAAUGGACAUAUCGAUGUAGUAAAGCUUCUCCUUCAACACGGAGCAAAUAUUAAUGGGUCACAUUGUUGGUCUGAAUGGAAUUCUUUGCAUGAGGCAGUUUUUCAGAGAUAUCCUGAGAUACUGAGAUUACUCCUUGACCAAGGAGCUGACAAAGAAUCGGUGGAUGACUUUGGGAUCACGCCUUUGUUUGUUGCUGCACAGUACGGAAGACUGGAGUGUUCAAGGAUACUUAUAUCAUACGGAGCGAAUGUCAAUUGCCAGGCCAAGGACCGGGCCACACCCCUGUUCAUCGCUGCACAGGAAGGCAAUGACGGAUGUGUGGAGCUGCUGUUAUCCAGCGGAGCAGACCCAAACCUCUACUGUAAUGAAGAGGAGUGGCAAUUGCCUAUCCAUGCUGCAGCACAGAUGGGACACCACAACAUAUUGCGAAUGCUCAUACCAGUUACAGACCGGUCCUCUGGCAGUGCGGAGGGAAAAGUGAGCCCUGUGUACUCAGCGAUCUAUGGGGAUCAUGAAGAUUGCUUGGAGCUCUUGCUUAAGGAAGGUUACAGCCCAGACGCCCAGCCUUGUCCAGUCUUUGACUGCCGAUCACCCAUGUCUCUUGCUAUCCCGAAGGGAUCUGGAUUAAUUCGCCUUCUUCUGAAGUAUGGGAUCACCCCUCUAGAAACCGAUUUAGGCCUUUGCCUUCACCACAGAGCAUUCUCUUUAUUUCAGUAUCUCUUGAAGCAAGGUUGCAAACUCCCAUCCAGGCAGCACCUGGCAGAAUUUUUAAAAUAUGCGAUUAAUGUAGAAAGCGAGUAUCAAAAGUGGCUGCCUUCUCUCUUGCUGUCCGGAUUCAAUCCAGUCAAUCUUCUCCGUCUGUCAUGGGUGUGCUCUGAAAGGAACAAGGCCCUUAACUUCCUUCUGGAGUUUACUAACUGGAAGAGACUUCCUUGGGACAUCGAACAGAUCCUUUCCAAACACAAAGGAACUUCCUCAUGGGUGCCCUUUAGUAAUUUUGACUGUAUUCCUUCCUUGUCUCAUCUUUGCCGCCUAGAGAUCCGGUCACUUUUGACCAGCAGCCAUUUACGAACGGACCAUUUUGUCCGUCAGUUGCCACUGCCCACUUGCCUGCAGGACUUCUUACUUUAUUCGGACGUGUUAAGGACAUCCACCAUUUCUGAACAUUGGCUUAACCUGUGGGAAGAGUAUGAAGGAAAUGGCUUGCUCUCUGUUUCUGCCUCUGAAAAUGUGUAAAGAAGAGGAACGUAGAAGUGGGGCCAGAUGGUCAAGGCGUGUGGUGUCCCGUCAUCAAAAAGACCAAACUGUUGAGCCUGCAUUAUAGAUACUGGAGUUGUAAAUACUGUAUCUACAUCAUUGCUCCUUGUAGGAAGUCCUCCCUUCAGUGAUGUCGUUUGGAUGUCUGCAGAUGAACUUGUCAACAUGUUUUGUUUUCUCUCAAAAUAGUCCAAAAUUAAAAUGAACAACACUAAUGUAUAGGAAGAAGUAUUGAGGAUCACUCCAAAAUAAAGACAUUUUCUUUCUA